Messenger RNA from Erigeron canadensis, 917 nucleotides. RefSeq names its product zinc finger protein CONSTANS-LIKE 2-like. Lineage: Eukaryota; Viridiplantae; Streptophyta; Magnoliopsida; Asterales; Asteraceae. The transcript is spliced from 2 exons. Gene Ontology annotation, molecular function: zinc ion binding. The coding region runs from base 94 to 702 and encodes 202 amino acids. The record is from RefSeq and is a predicted model, not a curated record.
AAAUAGUCAUACUUGUAGAAUUGACACACACACAAAACCCCCCAUUACUCCCCCGGAAAACCAGAAAACCAAACCAUUCCCUGAAAAACAGGAAUGAAGAAAAAGUGCGAAUUAUGUAGCCUAUCAGCCCAGAUUUAUUGCCAAUCAGAUAACGCAAGUUUAUGUUACACCUGCGACCAAACAGUCCAUUCCGCCAAUUUCCUUGUAGCCAAACACUCCCGAACUCUUUUAUGUACCCACUGUCAAUCUCUUACUCCUUGGACGGCUUCUGGUCUUAAUCUCGGUCAAACUAAGACUACUUGUGCCAACUGCCAACAACAACAACAAUCUGAUUCAUCUCAUCAUAUCCAAAACGACGUCGUUGAAGAAGAAAAUGAUGAUAAUAAUAAUACUGAAUAUGAUGAAACCGAUGAUGUAACUGAGGAUGAUGAAGAAGUAUCUUCUUCUGACGAAUCUGAUGCUGAGAAUCAAGUGGUGCCGUGGUCUUCUGUUGUCUCGCCACGUGUCAAUAGCUGUUCUAGUAGUGAUGAAUGUAGUAGAUCUCAGAUGAAACGGUGUCGUUUUGAUCAUGAGUUUAUUGAUUCUGAGGAUGAAAUGGAUACAGAAGAUAUAGAUACAGAUAGAGAAACAGAGUUUUCAUCAGAAGAGAGAUCAAGUAGGAAAAAGAGGACGGAUAUUUACAACUACAGAUCAUACUUAUAGGCGCGAUUUUAUUCAUUAGAUCGAUCAGAAAGAGUUUCUGUUUUAAGAGUCAAUUCAUUAUCCAAAACGAUGUACAGUUAAAUGAUUUGUAUGAUCUUUUGAUUAAAUUGUUACACGAAAUCGAGUUCAAAUGUAGCUUAUUGUUUUGAUUUUUUUGUAAUUGAUGUUUGUUUCGCCAAAAAAGGAUUUCAAUAACAGGAAUAUUUUUGUUAAAA